Messenger RNA from Penicillium alfredii, 1323 nucleotides. RefSeq names its product NADH:flavin oxidoreductase/NADH oxidase. Gene Ontology annotation, cellular component: intracellular anatomical structure. The transcript has a single exon. NCBI's taxonomy places the organism in Eukaryota, Fungi, Ascomycota, Eurotiomycetes, Eurotiales, Aspergillaceae. Bases 1 to 1323 code for a protein of 440 amino acids. Gene Ontology annotation, molecular function: NADP binding; FMN binding; NADPH dehydrogenase activity. The record is from RefSeq and is a predicted model, not a curated record.
AUGACUGUCUCAAACGUCCCUCCUUCCGUGGUUCAACACGCCGGCAUCCCCUACUUCACUCCUAGCAACAACGCCGGUGCUGCGCUAGAUCACGAGAAGCCAGAUACACCCACGAUCUUCAAGCCAUUGCAAAUCAGAGAUGUGACCCUCAAAAACCGAGUCAUGGUUGCCCCAAUGUGCAUGUAUUCCACGGAAUCCAAUCCAUCGUCCCCGUCUAUUGGAGCCUUGACAGACUACCAUCUGGCCCACCUUGGUCACCUUGCCCUGAAGGGCGUGGGCUUGGUCAUGAUAGAGGCAACCGCUGUUCAGGAAAACGGACGUAUCUCGCCAAAUGACUCGGGUCUAUGGCAAGAUGGCAUUCACUCAGAGCAGUUCAAAGGACUCCAGCGUAUUGUGAACUUUGUUCAUAGUCAGGGUGCCAAGAUUGCCAUCCAACUGGCCCAUGCUGGACGGAAAGCCAGUACGAUGGCGCCUUGGAUAGCAAAUCAAGCCGGCAAAAGAAGCCUGAGGGCCGACGAGAGUGCCGGUGGAUGGCCCACGAACGUUGUUGGGCCAUCCGGUGGUGAGGGUCAGAUAUGGGCCCCGGGAGAUGGCUUCUGGCCUCCCCGUGAGUUGAGCACUACUGAGGUCGAGGACGUGGUCAAGGCGUUUGCGAAGAGCGCUGCACUGGCUGUCCAGGCUGGCGUGGAUGUUAUUGAGAUUCACGGCGCACACGGAUACCUAAUCGGUGAAUUCCUCAGUCCUGUUACGAAUCAACGAACGGAUAGAUUUGGAGGCUCGUUUGAAAACCGGAUCAGAAUCGUUCGAGAAAUUGCCUCCAGCGUCCGGUCUGUCAUUCCAGCAGGGAUGCCUCUAUUCCUUCGAAUCAGCGCAACGGAAUGGCUUGAGCAUCUGCAUUCCGACUCGUGGGAUCUUACAUCCUCAGUGAAGCUUGCAAAGCUACUUCCCUCGCUCGGCAUCGAUUUCCUCGAUGUCAGCUCUGGUGGUAAUAGCAAGGACCAGAAAAUCGACAUGCACAACGACUACCAAGUCGGCCUUGCGGGCGAAAUUCGCCGGGAAAUCCGGGCUGAUGGGCAAAAGACCUUGGUCGGAGCUGUGGGCCUAAUUACAAAGCCCCACAGAGCCAGUGAAAUUGUCCAGAAUGCGGAUAAGGAUGAGGGGAGACUAGCGGACUCUAUGCUCUCAGGACCGCAGCCUAUGGCUGAUGCUGUUCUGAUGGCGCGACAGUUUCUACGUGAGCCUGACUGGGUGUUCAAUGCGGCCACGGUUUUAGGUGCCAAGGUUACUCUGCCAUUGCAGCUUGGCCGUGCCUUUACUAUGUAG